GUGAAACUUUCUUUGAGUUGGUGAAACUGUUAAGAGAAAACGAAUAAGAGGAAGAAUAAUAAGUAUUACCUCGCCCCAGAAAAGAAAAAAGGUCAAAUGCAAAGACAUUGAGCUUGUUUAUCACGGGAUCCAAGACAAGAAUGUGGUUCUGAGAAGAAAAGAAAAAAGAUAGUGCUAGAUUGGUCCUUUCGAGUGUUUCAGAUCUAGGACCAAAACUCAAAGAAGGAACGAGUCAAGGUGGAAUUUGGUUACCCUCUUACUGAAUAUCUUUACUUCCUUAUGGUUCUGUAGAGCAACCUUUCCUGGAAUGUUGGAGUGGAUUUGAGUAGAUAGUGAAAGAGUUGGUUGGGUUUCGUCAACAUCUCAUGCCAAUUGAAAGAGUUGGUGUGAGAAGAAAGAAUGAGAAAAAUAGAAAAAGUCAAAGAAAUACAAAUGCCUGCAAGCAUGAGAAAGAAAAUGUUUUCUAAUGCUGCUGAUUUGUUUGGUAAAACAAGGAUGCCAAAUUUCAAUUAUCCCAAAAUCAUAAAAUCCUUGUAAAAGUAGGGAGUUGACAGAGCAAUUCUCUUUAGUGUAAUUGGGAUAUCUCCCCUUUCUUUGUUAAUAAUAGAAGGUAGUUGUUCUUUUGUGGACGUAAGAUCACUUUGAUUUGAACCACGUUAAAUCUUGGGUUCUUUCUUUUACGUUUCUGCUAACAAUUGGUAUUAGAGCGUUAGGGGUCUUUAAAGAUCUAGGGAGGAAGAACAAGCAAAGAUGUGUUCCAUGAAGUUUGAAAUCAAUAGAUUUAGUGCGCGCAACAAUAUUAAUAUUUGGAAGAUCUAGAUGAUGGCAUUAUUGCGGAGGGAAGGUUCAAUUGAUGUUAUUAACAGAAAAUUCGAAUUGUCUAUUAGAUUCUGAUAGGAGAAUAUUGAAGGGGAUGCAUUGAGUGUAAUCCGACUGUCCCUUGCACCGAUCGGUGACAACAAGGAUGUUGUUACAAUUAAGAUGGGGUCAGGUACUUUGCUACUAGAUCAUUUAGACGCAUUCAGUAAACUUGUCAUGGACUUACAGCUAUGCGGGAAUUAAAAAGGAUGAGGAGAUGCCUGCAUGUGCUUUGCUAUUUUAUUGACUUCAGGAUAUCAUGAUAUCGAAAAUUCAAUGAUGUAAAGCAAGGAGUCUAUCACCCUUGAGCAAGUACGACAGACACUUAAACUUUAGUGAUGUGCGGAGGCAUUUCGAAGGAGACAGAGAUGAUUAGGCAAUUGGGCUCUUUGUGAGAGGCCGGACUAGUCAAUCGGGAAGUAGCAAAUCAAAGCAUAGAUCAAAGUCUCGUGUGAAUAAGAAGAAUGUUGAGUGUGGGGGUUGCGGCAAGAAGGGGCACUUUGAAUAAGAUUGCCCAAUGUCAAAGUCCCAAGGAAAUGGCGAGUGCAUCCACAAGUGGGCAGAUAAAUGAUUCUAAUAAUGAAUAUGUACUUUCAACAUCAUGCAAUAAUGAAGGUUAUGGCAACAAAUAUGUGUUACUCUGCUUGUACUCUGCAUAUGACAUUCCGAAGAGAUUAGUUUGGCACCUCCAUAUGAAGAGCAACUGAAAAACAAAAUAAGAUGUAUGCGUCUCAAACCAAUUGCCUGUAUGUUAUGCACUUGUUACAUACCAAUUACGUGUAUCUUAUGCAAACUUGUAGUUUUCUGGAAUGACCAAUCUCCUUUCUCUAUACAAAGGGGCUGCUAUUGGGGAGCGCAAAAGGCUCGACAAUAAGAAGGCCCAGUCACAAAAGAAGGCUAUGCGAAGAAGCAGAGAUAGAUAUGACUGAUUCCAAGAGCUCGAGAUUGGCAUGCCAGAUUUCUUGUCGAGCCCUUCCCUAGACACACACAACACAAUCACUAAAGGUACAAAACUUCGAAUUGCUGAUUUUGUUCAUGGAACGGAUGGACUUGGGAACCAAAACUUUCCUGCACCAAAUGGAAAGUGUAGUGAACAGAAUGCUGCUGAAUAUCUCGUUCAACAAGCCAGUCUAUACCCUGGAAAGGUUACUGUUGUAGCUUUGGGUCCCCUAACAAACAUAGCACUAGCCAUUCAAUCAGAUCCUGCUUUUGUUAAAAACAUUGGACAAAUUGUUGUUCUUGGGGGUGCCUUUUCUGUAAACGGAAAUGUGAAUCCAGCUGCUGAGGCGAAUAUCUUUGGAGACCCAGAUGCUGCUGAUAUUGUAUUUACUAGCGGUGCUGAUGUUCUAGCAGUUGGAAUAAAUGUUACACAUCAAGUUAUCCUUACUGAUUCUGAUCGAGACGAGUUGGCGAAGUGUAACGGAAAGUUUGCCAAGUACCUUGACAAGAUUUUGGGUGUCUAUUUUGGCUAUCACCAUGAUGCAUACAGCACAAAAGGCGUCUACCUUCAUGAUCCAACUGCCCUGCUUGCUGCUGUUGAUCCCUCGCUAAUCACCUAUACAGAAGGUGUGGUUCGUGUCCAAACAACUGGCAUCACAAGGGGUCUGACUCUAUUUUAUAACAAACAAAAGAGGUUUGCUGAAGUCACUGAAUGGUCUGACAAACCCUCAGUAAAAGUGGCAGUAACUGUUGAUGCUCCUAAAGUUCUCAAAUUGGUCAUGGAACGACUCAUCAAUUCUUAGGAGAAUCUGUUUGCUGAAAGAGAAGUUAUUUGACGUAUAUCCAACUGCACGUUCGAUUCUUUGUUUGUCUGCAACUCAGACAUUUUUCAAAACUUUGUUUUGAUUUGAAGAGGAAGAUGGUAGCAAGAUUGCCUUCAUACUAUGAUUAUGGAACAUACGUCGAUCACCAAGAAGAAUUUCAUUUUGUUUAUUGCUUCUAUGGCAUCUCUGCAAAUGUUGUAACAGUAUCUGUUGUUUCUGAGUUCUGUGGAAUAAAGUGAUCUGUAGAAGCCAACAUCGUCAUCAUUUUAGUUUCUCUUCUAAACUGACAAA
Molecule: messenger RNA, 2912 nt
Organism: Lycium ferocissimum
Lineage: Eukaryota; Viridiplantae; Streptophyta; Magnoliopsida; Solanales; Solanaceae
Product: probable uridine nucleosidase 2
Exons: 7
Coding region: 1809-2600 (263 amino acids)
Biological process (GO): purine nucleoside catabolic process
Cellular component (GO): cytosol
Molecular function (GO): purine nucleosidase activity
Source: RefSeq, a predicted model, not a curated record